This is a messenger RNA of Ceratitis capitata (Mediterranean fruit fly), 808 nucleotides long. It is a transcript of the gene lambdaTry, whose product is annotated as trypsin-1. The transcript has a single exon. Gene Ontology annotation, molecular function: serine-type endopeptidase activity. The record is from RefSeq and is a predicted model, not a curated record. Lineage: Eukaryota; Metazoa; Arthropoda; Insecta; Diptera; Tephritidae. Gene Ontology annotation, biological process: proteolysis. Bases 16 to 807 code for a protein of 263 amino acids.
CUACACUAAGUGGAAAUGUUGGGCCAGUUAAUUGUCGUUGCUUUACUAGCCUUUGGCUGUGCAAACGCUGACACCACUGGUACCGUUGGUGGACGUAUUGUUGGUGGCACCGACGCAGAAAUACGUCAAUAUCCACAUCAGAUAUCGUUGCGUUACAAUGGACGUCAUUUCUGCGGUGGCAGCAUUUACCGAUCGAAAAUCAUUCUGACCGCUACACAUUGUGUCUCCGAUGAGGAUCCAACCAACAUCACCAUUGUCGCCGGUAUAACAGCACUCAAGGAACAGGGUGUCGAGGUGCCAGUUGUGAAAAUUAUUGCACACGAAAAAUACAACGCACUGAAUGACUACGAUGUGGCACUUUUGGUGUUGGCACAAAAAUUGGAAUAUAACGAACUCAUUCAGCCAAUUGCGUUAGCAAAGGAACGUCCAGUAGGCGGCUCACCCGUAACUGUGACUGGUUGGGGCACACUUGUGAGUGGUGGUGUCUUAAGUGAAACCCUGCAGCAGGUGACCGUUGAUUAUGUGGAACAAUCGACGUGUCGCAGAUCGUAUUUCUUACUGCUGACGAAGCGUAUGCUUUGCGCUGCUGUUGAGGGUGGCGGUCAAGAUGCAUGCCAAGGUGACUCCGGUGGUCCGCUCAUCGUUGGUAAUGAACAAUUGGGUGUAGUUUCAUGGGGUUUCGGCUGUGGCAGUAGCAACUUCCCCGGUGUAUACUCGUCAGUGCCGGAUUUGGCUGACUGGAUUGAGGCGACAGCUGAUGCAAUUGAAAGUGAUGAUAUCGCUGUUGAUCAAUAUUCAUUUUUGUAAA